Messenger RNA from Lactuca sativa (garden lettuce), 501 nucleotides. RefSeq lists its product as uncharacterized. NCBI's taxonomy places the organism in Eukaryota, Viridiplantae, Streptophyta, Magnoliopsida, Asterales, Asteraceae. The record is from RefSeq and is a predicted model, not a curated record.
AUGGCUAAUGGGAAGACUGGAUCAACUAAGGAUAUCUAUGUAGGGUGUGAAAUAACUCUAAGCAAGCAUACAUUCGAAAUAAACUUAAUGCCUGUAAAUAUUAGGAGUUUUUGUGUGUUCAUCGGCAUUGAUUGGUUAAGCCCCCAUCAUGCCGAUAUUAAGUGCCACGAGAAGGCUGUUUGCCUUCAUCUUCCUAACCACGAAACCCUAAUAAUCUGCAGAGAUAAACCCGACGCAAACCUUCGCCUUAUCCCGAGAAUCAGGGCUCAAAAGUGCUCACAAAUGAAGAACGACACAUUCUUUUCUCACGUGGAGGAUAAGACCAAAGAGGAAGCGAGCAUUCAAAACAUUCCAGUGGCAUGUGACUUCCCAGAUGUGUUUUCAGAGGAAUUUCCUGGAAUACCCCCAGAACGACAAAUCGAAUUCCGAAUCUACCUAGUUCCUGGAGCCACUCCAAUCACCAAAUCACCCUAUAGGUUGGCUCCUACUGUAAUGCAAUAA